Messenger RNA from Entamoeba invadens IP1, 1527 nucleotides. RefSeq lists its product as hypothetical. The transcript is spliced from 2 exons. The record is from RefSeq and is a predicted model, not a curated record. The coding region runs from base 1 to 1527 and encodes 508 amino acids. NCBI's taxonomy places the organism in Eukaryota, Evosea, Mastigamoebida, Endamoebidae.
AUGAAAAAACUUGAUCGGUACUCUGCAAUGAUUUGUUCCAAGUUCUUGCAGAACGAGAACGACUUUAUCAACUUAGUUUCUGUAUGUAAGAAGUUUCAAGAAAUCCCUUCUAUGUUCCACUACAACCCAAUUCCUCUUACCACAAUUUCCAAAAAACUCUUUUCAAAAAUGGAGAGUGAAUAUAUUUAUACCCCCCGUCCCAACACAAUUAUUCAACCUUCUCCUCACGAAACGGUCAUUUGGUACCCGGUCGAAUACGACGAAUGCAAUCCAAAGAUGGACGCCAAGCAUUACAAACGAGUUGUUUUCACUUUAUCGCUUCACAAGACUCUUGAACAAAUACCAAAUUUCGUUUUUAAAGUGAAGCGCGGCGGCGUCUCAUUGAACCGCGAAAUCCUCCACAAACUUCCUUCGAGUGUCCGAGUCAUAGGACAGAAGUGGUACACAUUUAACACGCUUUCUGACGUUACCAUUCCCACACACAUCACUCAACUCGACAAGAACGCGUUUUUGUUAUGUCGUGAAGUGCAGUCAGUCAUGAUACCCGACUCAGUGAAUUCCAUUGGAGUUUCUUGUUUUCAGUCGUGUGACUUACUCAAAAGUGUCGUCCUGUCGAGUGAACUGAAAUCCAUUCCAUCGAGCUGUUUUAAUUCGUGUUCACAGCUUUCGAGUGUUACUAUUCCCAUUCACGUGACUUCGUUUGGGAAGCAAGCGUUUGACAAUUGUCGUUCACUUGAGAGAAUACAAAUUCCAGAGGGAGUGUGUGAGAUUGGAGACGACUGUUUUGCUCAUUGUGCGCGAUUGAGAGAGAUCAAUAUUCCUAGCAAAAUACAGCGCAUAUUCAGAGACUUGGAAUUGACUGCAGACGACUCUUCAUAUUUUAAUGUUGAGGAUGAUAUACCAAGUAACGUGAAGCGAAUUGAAGUGUUUGGAUUAUCAAAGGCAAGUUGGCAGAAUCCAUACAAAUUGACGACUUUGGUUAUACCUUCGACAGUGCAGAUCAUCGAUUCGUUCAAUUUUCAUGAGUGCUCUGAUUUGAAAGAGGUCGUCUUUGAGAUGGACAUCAUCCACUUUGAGAUUGGCGCACUCAAGAAUCUGAGACUACUGACUAAGGUGAAAUUGCCAAACAAAUUGAAGGAGGUGUCUGACGAAAUGUUCUCGUGUUGUCAAGAACUGGAAGAAAUAGAAAUACCGGAACAAGUGACAUCGAUUGGGGUAAAUGCCUUUUGGGGGUGCGUGAAAUUGGAGAGCGUGAAAUUACCAAAACAACUUGAAGUGAUUCAUAAGUGCGCGUUUAAACUAUGUGAAGAGCUUAAAAGUAUCAAAAUUCCUGAUGGAGUGAAGCAGGUAGAAGAUUCUGCAUUUGAGAGGUGCGAUGCUCUUGAAACUGUAUAUAUGUUGAAUACAAAACCGUUAAGUGAAAUUGUGAUAUUUCCAAUAGCGAAAGUAGUUGUUAAAAAUAAAGAGAAUAUAAGAAGUGAUGUGAAUGGAUUACUAAAAAAGGAAGACUCGUGCAUUGUCGUAUAG